Owenia fusiformis is the source of this 1762-nucleotide messenger RNA. The record is from the annotation of a GenBank genome assembly. Lineage: Eukaryota; Metazoa; Annelida; Polychaeta; Sabellida; Oweniidae.
AAAACAUCCCCGGGUAUCAUGUACUAUGGCUGUGUUACCACGUACGGUUAAGCAUCAAUAAAUAUCUUUGAGGAACGCCGCUAAUUAAUUUUGCCAUAUCUUAUGAUUCUUCUGAUUGGUCAACUAGUUGUGGGCCAUUUUGGUAAUUGAAUUAGGGACCAAUUACCAUCAGUAAGGGACGAUUAGUAAGUACAACAGCGCAAAACGAGGACCAUAUUAACGUCGGCGAGUGUUCCGCUGGCCAUUUAUCUUGCAACAAGGGAAGUCUAACACUUGAUACGUCAUUCGAAAACGCUACUUACGCCAACUUAAGACUUAAGAGGAGCACACGACUAUAACGUGAAUUUUGAGUGUUUCUUAAAAGAGAUUCAGCUAAGACAUUUUGGUCUCCGUUUAUGACAUCGUUUAUGAAGACUGAAAAGAGCCACAGUUGUUUAUCAUUUCAUAAUAUAUCUUAUAUAAGUAACCUCAGUGUAGUCGGUGACUUUAAAGUACAAGGCAUAUACAUUAAAGGUAAUCGGUUUAAAUGAUGAGAUAAAAUGUCCAGUAGAGCAGAUAGUUCAUCAGAUUCGGAUGAUAGCUUACACGAGCGCUACUCCCCCGUUAAGGUAAUGGCUUUGUCUCAGUUACCACCCCCAAGGAACCCAUCAACCAGCAAACCAGUCACUAGUUUUCUUAUCAGAGACAUCCUUCAUAAAGAUGCUGCAAAGAGCGCCCAAAAACGUAAAGAAUCGAGUGUUUCCUCACACACGCACACUCACGGACCUUUAAGCCCUUUAAAUAGGUUUCAUAGUAGUACUUUACACCAACCACCUCAUAUAAGGGGACCCCCAUCACACGGACACUUUUCACCCCAUAUAGGCCUACAGAUUGUUCGCCCAUGGGAUGCAGCAUCUUCAAGGAAACGAUCUAGUUCAAUAGCUGCUCUUGAUGAUGUUGAUUCAGAAUCAGACAAUAGCGAUAUAGAAAUAGACAUAGUUGGAGACGAAGAAGAAAAACCCAGUCCAAAAGUAAAGACCAAAUCAAAAGUUUCCCCUUUAGAUGCCCUGUUUGAAAUGACAAGUAAAACGUUUGAUGGAAAUGGUACCAAUGCAUUAGCAGAAGGAAACAAGAAAGAGCUCAGUGGAAUGUUUAACAAAUCACAUCCACCUAAAAAACGGAGGAAAGCCAGAACAGCUUUCACAAACCAACAAAUAUAUGAACUUGAAAAACGAUUCCUUUAUCAAAAAUACCUGACACCGGCAGACAGAGACGAGAUUGCGUCAACCUUAGGACUCUCGAACGCCCAGGUUAUCACGUGGUUUCAAAACAGACGCGCGAAAUUAAAACGAGACCUGGAAGAGUUGAAAAAUGAUGUAACUAAUGCAACAACAGUUGAAAGUCCGGGUGCGCAAAAGGAAUUACUAGAAAGUAUGGAGCAUUUACAAGCAGUUAAGACAGGAAUGAAAAAAUAGUUUACUUGAGUAUUUACUUGAGUAAAUUAUCAGACUAUCAGUUGUGCUUCCAAAAAAUUAUUGUAGAUAAUGUCAUAUUUGAGAAUGAGAAGGUUAAGCUACACGUUUAUAAGUGACCUAGCUUGUACGUGAACGUGAAGUAUUAUGACUUGGGAUUACUGUCCCAUUUUCCAUUGGUUUUAUCAGGAACCUGAUUGCAACUAUUUUCUUAUAUACUCAAUCGGGUAAGAAAUUACUACGAAUGAGGAAACUAAUCCUUAAUGGGCCAUAAUUUUACACGCUCACUGACAAGUUUCCUAUCAAACGCA